AUGGCAAAGAGAUUCUUAUCUUCACCAAGAGACAAAAUAAAUUACAAGUUUCGAGAAGCUUCUUCUGAACUACUCAGUGAUUUUCUAAUUAAUCUAAACAAAAGAAACAAAGACAACAUUAAAAGUUUAGGAAAAUGUAGCGGAACUUUCAAGGAGAAGAAACUAAUGGAACACAUCUUCCUGAUAACUAAAGACAUGAGACUUGAUCCACUGGCUGGAUACCAUGCCGUUGAGCUACUUCAAAGGUUCAUGGUUAAGCACCUGACGGAUUUGUUCACCACACCCACACCUCAAGGUGCGACUGCAGAGCCACCAAGAAGUUAUGAGGCUGCUGUGUUUGACAAGCUCAAGGAGAAAUUCCCUCUCAUCAUCUUCUCCUGUGUGCAACUAGCGAGCAAAAUGUCUUUGCACAGUCGUAUGAUCGACACCGGCGCUGCUGUACGUUUUCUGCAUUCAGUUGGCCUCAGUGUUUCUAAGAAGGCUGUCCUGGAUUCAGAGCUAAUGGUCUUGAAAGGGCUUGAAUUCAGACUUAAUGCCCCUAACCCACUGACAUACGUGGAAAUCCUCCUGGAAGUGCUUGGACACAAUGAGUCGUCUACCCCUGUGGAUCGCCUGUAUCCCCUGUGCCACCAUGUUCUCCAGUUUGUCAGCCUACAGAGGACUGCCAUUUAUGAGUCCUUGUUAGGGACUACGGUUCAGUGGGAGAGCCCGACCACAGAACACAGGGAGAAGUUUGUGACGGUGAUUGAAGACUACAUGCUUCUUGGUGGUAGCGUCAUCGCCGUGGCUACAUUCAUCCUCUACGUCAGGAAAUACGAACAGGUGGUGAAGGAACUGAGUAACAUCACAGGAAUCUCACCAAAGAGCAUCAGAGAUUUUGCGGGGGUGACAUUGAUGCACAUUGUAGGAGCCAGUUCUCCUGUAACAUUCACUUGA
Molecule: messenger RNA, 936 nt
Organism: Labrus mixtus (cuckoo wrasse)
Lineage: Eukaryota; Metazoa; Chordata; Actinopteri; Labriformes; Labridae
Gene: cntd1
Product: cyclin N-terminal domain containing 1
Exons: 7
Coding region: 1-936 (311 amino acids)
Biological process (GO): reciprocal meiotic recombination
Cellular component (GO): site of double-strand break
Source: RefSeq, a predicted model, not a curated record